AUGAAUAAGAAAAGGGUUGGGAUUUUUGCGGCCGUCAUAACUGGCAUCGUGAUUCUUGUUGUUGCCAUCGUUGUCACCGUGGUUUUGGUUACCAGAAAGAAGGACAAGAAACCGGAAAGUCCCAGUCCCAGUCCAUCAUUGGACGAUAUAAUCACUGCUAAUUCAACAUUUCCCAAUGGAACUUAUUCGAUUCUUGUCAGUUCCCUGAAUUCUGGUCCACCCGAGCAAGCGCCGCUUGCCGUGAAUCUCACCAUGUUGAACUCAUUGGGAAUGAUUGUUGACAAUUCAUCUUUCAUUGCUCAAGCCAACAGAUUGAGUUAUUUAUUUGUACGCCUCCCAGAUGAUUCUACAAAUGCUAACAGAGUGCAACAUCAGCUGAUGAGUCCAAAUGGGGGAAAUGUUGGGAUUCGAUUUGGAAACUCAGACACUCUGAACGUAAUCCCAUUGAAUUUGUCGCUAACACUCAAUUCGGGAGUUCGUUUUCUCGGCGCACUCUCGGAUCGCAGUCUUGUCUACGCAUUGGAAGUGACGAUGGCUGACGCGAUGUGCUCGAGUGAUGAUUCGGGAUCGUGUUCGACCGUCAAUUGGACACCAUACUCGGUCUCAGACGGAAACCUCGCAACAAAGUCUACUUUUGAUAAUGAACUUCCCGUGGCGUGUGGCUCUCAAUGUGAUUUUGGUGACAAUUCACCGUGUGCCACAACCUGUUAUACAUGCGAUGGACAACAAGUCGCCGGGGAAAACACCCCCAUAAGUCGAGUAUACAAUAUGGGUUCCACCGAGGCCACCAAUCUGCAAUUCGUUUAUGAAACCUACGAAGUUCCGGACAAAGUCACUGUGUAUUAUGAGGGAAAAGUCAUUUUUGAUAGUGGUUGUCUCGGAACGAAGGGAGCACGAACUGCUCCUCUUAGUUAUUCAGGAAAAUCCUCUGAAAUUCGAGUCGACGUGACGCCGAAUUGUCUUGGUACGGAGGACACGGGAUGGUAUUUCAUUCUUCAGUGUCCCGAUGCGACUCGCAAAGGCUUUGACGCCUCGCGGCCUGUCGAUAUGAAAGCAUUCGAUUGCAUGAAGAAACAAGGUUUUGAUUUCUUUAUUGGCGAAAUCUCAUGGCCAGACGGAUCAAUUAAUGGGGAUGGAAUAACGGCUAUCGGGAAUGCGAUACAAUCCGGAUUUAGAGCCGAUGCUUAUAUAUUUCCAUGCGCAAAGGGUGAUUGUCCUGGGAUUGACGCAAAAACACAGGGAGAAAAUUGGGGCAUUUACACGAGGGCCAACGAUUGGGCGAAAAUUGUCGGUGAUUGGGAUGAGUACACGAAUUUGCCACUUUGGUGGAUCAAUCCAUCGUCCACUAUACACGUAAUUCCUAUUUCACAAUUUGCUGAU
This is a messenger RNA of Mesorhabditis belari, 1380 nucleotides long. NCBI's taxonomy places the organism in Eukaryota, Metazoa, Nematoda, Chromadorea, Rhabditida, Rhabditidae. The record is from the annotation of a GenBank genome assembly.